UACUAGAGGAUGCGUUGCGAUUCGUUCGUAUGUUUUGAACUUUUAAAAAUAUAAAAUUUAGAAAGUAAUUCGGUGUUAUUAAGCAAAAUGACGAGCACGCCGUCUUAUAACAAUGAUAAGGUGGUCCAAGGGGAAGUGGAGUACCCGGUCACUGACCCAGCUUCAGGAGCUUUCUUCCAACCAGAUUAUAAGAAAAAUGAUGAUCUGAAACUCAUGCUGGAUGGAUCUAAGGACUCUUUAAAGCUUGAAGCUAUGAAAAGAAUUAUUGGAAUGAUAGCAAAAGGGAGAAAUGCCUCUGAUUUGUUUCCAGCUGUGGUGAAGAAUGUGGUAUCAAAAAACAUAGAGGUGAAGAAGCUAGUGUAUGUGUACCUUGUACGUUAUGCUGAGGAGCAACAGGACCUUGCUCUUUUGUCUAUUAGCACAUUUCAACGAGCACUCAAGGAUCCGAACCAGCUAAUACGCGCGGGCGCGUUGCGCGUGCUGUCUUCAAUCCGCGUGCCAAUGAUCGUGCCCAUCGUGAUGCUGGCCAUCCGCGACUCGGCCAGCGACAUGAGCCCCUACGUGCGCAAGACCGCCGCGCACGCCAUACCCAAACUGUACAGUCUAGACCCAGAUCAAAAAGAAGAGCUGGUAGCGGUAAUAGACAAGUUGUUGUCUGAUAAGGCGCCGCUGGUCGUCGGCUCGGCUGCAAUGGCGUUCAACGAAGUUUGCGGCGACCGGAUGAGCCUCAUACAUAGGAGUUACAGGAAGCUGUGCGCCCUCUUGGCCGAUGUGGACGAGUGGGGUCAGCUGACGCUACUCAACGUGCUCACAGUGUACGCCAAGACGUUCUUUCCGGAUCCCAACACUGACACCUACUCGAGCGGCAGCGAAAAGCCGUUCUACGAGUCGGACAGCGACGGCAGCUCGCGGCGCUCGCCCAGCGUGGAGCCCGACCUGCGCCUGUUGCUGCGCGCCGCCAAGCCGCUGCUGCAGAGCAGGAACGCGGGCGUCGUCAUGGCCGUGGCGCAGCUGCACUUCCACUGCGGGCCCGCCCAAGAACUGCCUCCGGUAGCUAAAGCUUUGGUCCGUCUGUUAAGAGCACCAAUCGAGGUCCAGAGCGUUGUGCUAAACUCCAUAGCGUCCAUAACUGUGUCAAGACGGUCACUCUUCGAGCCGUUCCUUAAAUCAUUCUUCGUGAGAAACUCUGACCCGACUCAUAUAAAGCUCCUUAAACUCGAGAUUCUCACAAACCUGGCCACUGAAGCCAGUGCGGCAGUAGUGCUGAGAGAAUACCAGACUUAUGUGACAUCGAGCGACAAAGCUUUCGUGGCAGCCACCAUACAAGCCAUCGGCAGACUCGCAGUGGCCAUCCAUACAGAAACCGAGACCUGCCUCAACGGACUACUGCAUCUGCUGUCCAGCAAAGACGAAUGGGUGGUGUGCGAAGCGGUGGUGGUGGUGAAACGCGUGGUGGGUGGUGGAGCCAGUUCCGCGCAGGCCGCAGUGUCGCGCGCCGCCAAGUUGCUGCGGACCGACAGGUUAGCGGGUAACGCACGCGCGGCGGCCGUGUGGCUGGUGGCUGAACAUGGCGCCAAACAUCCGCGAGCGGCCGCCAUAUUGGCUCACAUGGCAGCUAACUUUGCUGAGCAGGACGAACUGGUGAAACUUCAGCUCCUGUCCCUCGCAGUGAAGCUGUCAAUAACGCAGCCGGACACUGUCCCGCUUUGCAAGUACGUGCUCUCGCUGGCACGCUACGACGCCAGCUACGACGUGCGCGACCGGGCACGCAUGCUCCGCAGGUUCAUCGACCCGGAGCAGGGUGGCUUGCUGACUCAGUACGCCGCGCACAUAUUCUGCCCGGACAAACCGAAACCUUCCAUACAGAGUAACUUUAAAGACCGCGAGCAGUACACCGUGGGCUCGCUGUCGCAGUACAUCGGCACGGCCGCGGCGGGUUACCGCGCCCUGCCGCCAGCGCCAAGAGCCGUGGUCGGCGGCUCCCUGCGCGAGGCCGCCACCGCGGCGCUCAACACACAAGCCGCCGACGACACGCAGAAAAAUAAGACCUUCUACUCGGAGCCAGACAGCGACGGCUCUGCGUCCACAUCCUCGGGCUCAUCGUCCGCUUCGAGCACUUCCGACGAGUCUUCAGAUGAGGAAGAAGAAACAAAUACCAACCAGCAGCGAAAGAAAGAGGAAAAAAUAAAAGAAACCAACAAUUACAAGUCAUCAAAUUCGGGGACAUCGGACACUGAGUCCGAUAGUGAAGCGUCCUCCGGCUCAGACGAUGAGUCGGAGAGUUCGGAGAGUAGUGAAGAGAAGAAGGACAUUAAGAAAGAGGCUCAAAAGGAACGCCCCAAAUCAGAAGUAAAAGAAAACAAGAAUGAGAAGUCCAAUUUGGAACUACUAUUGGAACUGGACGAAGUUGCCAGUUCUUUGCCCACUAUGACGCCCACGUGUGGGGGAUUCCUGUCUCCGCCCACUGCAUUUCCGCCGGGAGUUGGAGAUGGCGACGCUAUCACCCCCGUGGGCCCCGCGCUGGUGCCCGCCGCCCAGCAGGAGAUGAUCCCGCGGGUGAUGUCUCGCGGGCUGGGCGCCACGCGGCGUUGGAGCCGCGCGCCGCAUCUGUACUCACACAAGAUGUGCGCCGUGGAGCUGUGCUUCACCAACCACACGCCCGACCCCGUCGAGAACAUCCGCGUCAACAAGAAGACAUUAACCGGAGCUCGCUCCAUCCACGAGUUCGCGCCAAUCCCACGGCUGGGCCCCGGCGCCAGCGCGAGUGGGACGCUGGGAGUGGACUUUGCGGAUUCAAUCCAACCUAUCGAGUUUACCGUCAUCAGCUCACUAGGUGAAGUGUCGGUCUCGAUCACCCCGCCGGUGGGCGAGCUAAUGCGCUCAGUCACAAUGUCGGAGAGCAAGUGGGACGCGGAGCAGAAAAGGUUACGCGGAAUGACUGAGUGCAACAAACAAGCAGCGAAACUAGAAGACGAGUCUGCUAUAUGCAAGAGAGUUUUUGAGACCGCCAAUGUCGCCUGCAUCACUUCCACUGGGAACUUGCUUAGGUUCGCGGGCAGAAUGACGUCAUCGCAGGACCUAGUGCUAUUGUCUGUGAAGGUCGACGAAGACUCUACCACCGUCACCGCCAACUGUCCCAACAUGGCCAUCGCUUCGCUUCUAGCCAACCAAGUCGCGCAGGCUUUCGCUAGAGAAUAGAUCGACACAUUGGAAAUGCGCCAUUCGUCACAGCUUCCAAAAAAAGCCUAUUAAAACACUGUUUUGGUGAAUAUACAAUGUGUAACCCAAUUGAGAAAUAAUGUUGAAGGAUGCAGAAGUAUAUUUAAUUAAGAAUCACCCUGUAAUAAUAUUAAAUAAAAAGGAGCAUAUUUAUUUUUCAAU
Molecule: messenger RNA, 3381 nt
Organism: Pararge aegeria (speckled wood butterfly)
Lineage: Eukaryota; Metazoa; Arthropoda; Insecta; Lepidoptera; Nymphalidae
Gene: rb
Product: AP-3 complex subunit beta-2
Exons: 22
Coding region: 88-3198 (1036 amino acids)
Biological process (GO): intracellular protein transport; vesicle-mediated transport
Cellular component (GO): membrane coat; AP-3 adaptor complex
Source: RefSeq, a predicted model, not a curated record